Aaosphaeria arxii CBS 175.79 is the source of this 1307-nucleotide messenger RNA. Its product is annotated as electron transfer flavo protein-like protein subunit alpha. Gene Ontology annotation, molecular function: electron transfer activity; flavin adenine dinucleotide binding. The record is from RefSeq and is a predicted model, not a curated record. Gene Ontology annotation, cellular component: mitochondrion. The transcript has 3 exons. NCBI's taxonomy places the organism in Eukaryota, Fungi, Ascomycota, Dothideomycetes, Pleosporales. Bases 134 to 1168 code for a protein of 344 amino acids.
CAACCAAGCAGGCCGAGGUCUUCGGAUUCUUCCGAUCUGAGUGCAGCUUCAAGUUUAAACAUCCUACCCCACCCACUCGACUUGUGCGUUUCCUGGUCUACAAUUCACAUUUGGACCUCAAUUACCAGGCACCAUGUUCUCCGUUGCGCGACAGUCCGUCCUCCGCCAUGCCCGAACGCAGUUUCGAUCAACCACACAAUACUCAGGCCUCUCCCGACUACUCUCCACAUUGGCAGUGCUUGAACAAAGAGAUGGAAAGCUCAAUGUCGCAUCAUUAGCGGCAGUUACAGCAGGACAAAAGCUUGGAGGUUCCGUGACCGCUUUUCUUGCUGGCAGCGGCGUCAAGUCGGUUGCAGAGGAGGCAGCAAAGACCAAGGGAAUUGAGAAGAUAAUCUACGUGGAGAACGGCGCGUAUGAUCGGGGUCUUCCAGAGAACUGGGCACCUCUCCUCGAGGAGAACAUUAAGAAAGGCGGAUUCACACACAUUCUCACUGGCCAUUCUGCCUUUGGCAAGAGCUUGAUGCCUCGACUCGCAGCUCUUCUCGACACCCAGCAGAUUUCAGACAUCACAGCAAUUGAGAGCGAAGACACCUUCGUACGACCCAUCUACGCCGGAAACGCCAUUUUGACCGUGCAAUCGACAGACAACACCAAAGUGAUUACAGUUCGAGGCACCGCUUUUCCCGCACCUGAGACGGAGGGAGGUUCCGCAGCGUUGGAGGAGGGCGCGGAUCCCAAAACUGAAAGCCCUACGGAAUGGAUUUCCGAGGACUUGGCCAAGUCUGACCGACCCGACCUUGGCUCGGCAGACAAGGUCGUCUCCGGCGGUCGUGGACUAAAGUCCAAGGAGGAAUUCGACAGAGUCAUGACUCCUCUCGCAGAUGCUCUUGGUGCAGCUAUCGGAGCUUCAAGAGCGGCCGUUGACAGUGGUUUCGCCGACAACAGUCUGCAGGUCGGACAAACCGGCAAGAAUGUCGCACCCCAGCUCUACCUAUGCGCCGGUAUCUCUGGAGCUAUUCAGCAUUUGGCUGGUAUGAAGGAUAGCAAGGUCAUCGCCGCUAUCAACAAAGAUGCCGAUGCACCAAUUUUCCAGGUCGCUGACGUCGGCCUCGUGGGAGAUCUAUUCGAGAAGGUCCCAGAGUUGACCGAGAAGCUUAAGUCGCAGUAAGUGAUGUUAUGAGUAAAAUAAGUUACCAUAUUGUAUAUACUAGACUGUAGAGCUUCAAUGCAAUCAGAGGCUUUCAAAUGAUCUUGGUAUCAUCAAUGAUUCAGUGGUAUGCCACCCUCGGACUUGUUUUGUGCAUGAA